Drosophila suzukii is the source of this 2195-nucleotide messenger RNA. RefSeq lists its product as uncharacterized. Lineage: Eukaryota; Metazoa; Arthropoda; Insecta; Diptera; Drosophilidae. The record is from RefSeq and is a predicted model, not a curated record.
AUUUAUUUAACGCGGGCAUAAACACUGAUCAACAAUGAGUUGGAAUAAGCGAAAUACUAGUCACAUAUCAAUUUACAACUACCCGGAACAUUUAAAUCCCUUCUACGAAGAUGAUAACCACAAACGCCUUCGAUUUUGGGGGUUUAGCAAAAAAAAGAACGAAAAUGGCAGGCAUAGUUUGUCUAUCGGAAACUUGCAAGAGUUGUGGAAAUCAUAUUCUUUUCGUAAAAAGAAGUCUUCAACGCUAGGAAUAAAUAAAACAUCAGAGAGCCCGCCGACCCUAAGACGAGAUUUAAAUGAUAAUUCCUAUUUGAAUUCUAGAGUUUUUCGAGGUGACCGUCACACAUCCCUUCAAGAUAUCGGUGCUAGAAGAGAGUCUGAUUCAAUCUCCAAUGCGACAUUCUUUAAUCGCAAUGAUCGGUACAGAAGCACUACGCAGUUUUCUGGAUAUUCCUCGCCAAAUCAACAGAACCUAAGGCUAUCUCAAUCUAGUCUUGCAAGCUCAAAUCCUUUCGAAUCGCAACCGGAUUCGUGUCCUAGCUCCCCGAUGAGUAGUAGAAGAUAUCGGAAGAAGAGGAGAGCUCCGCCGCCGCCAAAACUAGUGGUCCAGGACUACCUAGCUACCAAAGACAUCGAGUCUCUUGCCUCUGAAAUUGACGAGUUUGUUAACAACAGAAAAGAAUCUUUAAUAAAACAAGAAGUUCGAGAGGAACUACCGAAAGCAAAUCAACCUGCAACGAUCUCCGAUAGCGAACUUAACCCCAGCACGUCCAAAGCACCACAAAGCAUUGAUAUAAAGCAAUCCAAUGGAAUAAUCACAAUCAUUGAAAAGGAAAAGGUCACUACCUCUGACUCUAAAACCAAAAUUAAUACCCGCACUUCCCCAAAACCAGAAUGCAAUGGCACAGUACACAUAAUACAGUCCAAUGAACCUAAAAUACCGUGCACAUCCACUGAGGGGCAAAAGGUCACUUUCUCUAACAAUGAUAGCCAAAUCAAACCCAGCAGUUCCAAAACACCUGAGUGUGUUGCCAGCAUUCAUAUUAACCAAUCCUCUGAACACAUAACAGUAUGCUCCGAACAAAAACCAAAUAACGAUUUUGUCAUUCAACUCGAUGAAAAGAAAGUUAACAAAAAGCAAAACGGCACCAUACCUGUUUACAUCAGAGAGGAGCCCUUAGUUAUUAAGGACAUUUCAAAUGAGGCAGAUAUUCCAAAUAAUACAGAAAUUUUGAAGCAAUCAGUCAUUUUGGUAGAUUCUAAAGACUCUAUUAGCCCUAGCACUUCCAAAACACAACAGUCUGUUGUCUAUAAUAAUGUCAAACCAACCAAUGAUUCUGAAAAUGCGAGCGCAGAUCUGGAGCCAAGUGAUAGCCCAUAUGUAGAAGAUAGAAAAACGAAUUCAUUUGGCACGGUCAAGCAAAUUUCUCAGAUCUUUGAAGAGAACAUUAGUUCCAGUGGUCCUAUCAGUCUUCCAAAAAGAAAUGUGGAAGAAAUACCAAACGUAAACGGUGCAAAAUCAAAGAUUAAUGAAAACCACCUUGUUUCAAAUGUAGUUCAACCAAACCCAGCUGAAACUACCGAAGUUUUACAAAUAAGAGAAGAGUUUGAUCUGGAAAGUGAUUUAAGAAUUGGAGAAAGGUUUAGAAACGAUCGCUUCCGGUCUUCAAUCUCAGCUGAACGGGAAUCAAAUGCUACACCAACACCGCGGAUGAGGAAGAAGAAGUCCAUUAAGGAAGUGCUAGAAUCUAUAAGUCGAAAUCAGAAGAUUUUAAGUGAAAGUGCAGCCAAGGGCACAAAAGUCUAUUUAACACCCUCCUAUGCGGAAAAUAGAUACAACUAUCCCAAUGAGUUAAAUAACGUAAAUAAUAGAUCUUCCAAGGAAGUGACGUCUACCAAUAUUUCUGUUAGUACCUCGGAUACCAAUGAAUUACCAUCCCAAAAUAAUUUGUUUAUAAGCAAGAUAAGCAAAUUCAAGGGUCAGUUCAGGGAGUCAUCUCCUACUUCAUCAAACUUGGACUGGAACCCAUUGCCUAAACCAAGUCGAGCUCAUAAUUCAGCUAGUUCUAGUUUCAACAACGGCUCGUGUUAACGAGUUAAAUUAAUUAUGCGCUAAACAAACAUAUUUAUAUUACUGUAAUAAUAUUACACCAAAACCAAAUCUAUACGCAAUAAAAUAAAAAAAUGUACUUAUU